This is a messenger RNA of Chlamydomonas reinhardtii, 3149 nucleotides long. RefSeq lists its product as uncharacterized. The record is from RefSeq and is a predicted model, not a curated record. NCBI's taxonomy places the organism in Eukaryota, Viridiplantae, Chlorophyta, Chlorophyceae, Chlamydomonadales, Chlamydomonadaceae. The coding region runs from base 456 to 2771 and encodes 771 amino acids. The transcript has 3 exons.
ACACGGCGUAUACAUACGCCACCUAUCCUUCGGUUUCUCAUAUAGUUCCUUACUCUCCGCCUAGUUGCCUAGCAUUACAAGUCCUCCUAGCUCUAGUUCUCUCCUGGUAAGCACCUAGUAUGAUCCUGUCUAGCUGGUGACAGCUUACAAGUGGUAUCGAGUUCCAGGACUAGGGAUUAGCUACUAGCGAGCGAGCCCGAGCAGGCCGACUCUAAUACCAAAAGCCGGCCCGGCCGCCAGGCCAGGGCCCGGCGCCAAAGGCAACCGACCUUCGGGCGGUCUUAAAAGGCUCUCAGCAGCCAUAAGUGGCCUGGUCGCUUUGAGCGCACCUCUAUUGGCCCUGCAUUGGCGGCCCGAUACGGAUAAGCCUCGCCUAGUCGCUUGGUACCGAUCGUUGGCACGCACAUAUUGCCUUUUGGCUUGAUCAAAUAGCUUAUAGCCAGCAGCACGCCACGAUGGCAGACCCAGUUCCACCGGGUGUGCUUGCUCUCCUCCACCGGCUAAACGCCGAGCGCCAGAACUUCAUGGCGGCAACCACACAACGUGACGACAUGCCGGCCAAUUCUGACGAACUGCAGCCCCAGCUGCAGCCGCCGCGCGUGGUCAACGCCAGCCUGGCUGCUAACCCGGCUGGCGGCACACGGUACCAUACCGCAGCUAGCAGCCCCGCGCACAGCGCCGGCAGCGACGGCCAGGAUGCAGAGGCAGAUCCAGAGCGUCUCCGCCAGGAGCGCGACGCCGCCCUCGCAGAACUCGCGCGCGUGCAGAGGCAGCAAGAGCGCGACCGUGCCACGGCCGUCGCCGCCCAGACGCGCCUCGCCGAGGAAGCCCGGCGCCUGCGGGAAGCCCAGGAGAAUGGCACCACGGCCGCCGCCGCGGCCGACGCCCCUCCUCGGCCCGCAGCCUCAGCCCCCGCUGGCCCAGCACCAGCAGCCGGCCGACCCGGCCGCCUGCUGGGCGGCAUCCACGCCGCGCCCGGCGCCCUGCCCAUCCCCCAUGCGGACCGGCAGGAGCUUCAGCAGCACCACGCACACGUCGUGCCACAGCAGACGGUGCAGCAUCAGACGGCGAUGCCGGCAGCCUCCGCGCACGGCGCUCAGGCCAUGUCCAUCAGCCAGGACCGCGAGGAAGGCGAGGUGCACCACUCGCGCCCCGCCGUCGACGAGCCGCGGCCCGCCACGCGCCAACGCGCCGAGCCGCAACCGCGCCACCACGCUGGCCAGCCGCUGCGCCUCGACGCACUGAACACGCACAUCAACGCAUUCUGCAGCAGCGACAUCGGCGCCAGCGCCAUGGACCUCAGCCGCGAUGUGGCCGCGCCAGUCCUCAUGGCGUUCCUGAAGCGCCACAUGGACGACAUGGGCGUCCACUACGAGCCCCACAUCGACCUGCUCAUGAAGGGCAAGGGCGGCGAGUGGGCCCAGGACCCGCCAGUCGUCCGCAUCGCCAACGGCGACGACCUGGGCUUCCAGGAGGUCCAGCCGCGCCGGGUACGUUUUGUCGAUGAGGCUGGGGCACUCGGUAGCAAUGGUGUAGACACGGUGGGCACGGCUGCGCCACUGCCCACCAGUGCCGGGGGAACGCUAGGCGUGGGGGCACCCGCCCUGGCGGGCGCCACUGACGGCACACCGCCCGGCUCCACGGCCCAGAUGUCCCCGGUCACGUCUCCCAUGCGCAUGCAGCUGCACGCACAGGGACAGACGCACACCGCGCCUGAUCCCGCCCCCGCACCGGCACCGGCACCGCACUAUCGCGACCGUCACGACCACCGUGAUGAACCUCGUGUCGUCAUCCACGCAUUCACGGGUGUGCUGAAGGGGACUAUCACAAACAUCGCCACAUGGUUCGACGUGCUAGUGAUGAUUCUCUCACGCCGAGGGAUCGAUCCAGUGGCGAGCUUCCUGAUGUACUUGGGAGGUCAGGCACAGCAGUGGGGACUGACGUGGUUCCGCGCGUGGGAGCGCGAGCACAACCGCCAGCCCACGGUUGACGAAUUACGCCAUGAUUUCCUGAUGCAAUGGGACAACCCGCACCUGCACACUGCCAACGCUGCACGACAGCGCUUGCACAAUCACGAAGUGACGCAGACAGGCACGGUGUCCGCGUACAUCACACAAUUCCGCCUCAUUAUGCAAGACAUUCCAGACAUGCAUAUGAACGACCGCGUGGCUCAUUUCCGCGCCGGCCUCCAAAAGGGCCUGCAAGCCAAGUACGCAUUCAAACCCGGCUCAACCGUGCCGUGGGAUAACGUGUACGAGCUCAUGAACCAUAUCCUCGAAAUGACCACUGCCACCAACUUUGCCAACGGCAAAACCCAGCCAUCAGUCGCUGCCGCUGACACGCCUGCCUCCCGUUCCCCUUCCCUCCCCGCACGUGGCGGUAUCAAGAAGGGCGGGCGCGCGCGCAACCACGGAAAUGGUGGCCGCGCCGGCGGCGGCGGCCGCCACGGCGGCGGUGGCCACGGCGCUGGUGGCCACGCCGGUGGUGGCCGCGGCGGCGGCGGUGGCCACGGCGGUGGUGGUCACGGUGGCUACGGCCGCGGCGGCGGCGGCUACGGCCGUGGAGGCGGUGGCCACGACCGGGGUGGCCACGGUGGCGGCCACGGCCGCGGCGGACACCAGCACGGCCGCGGCGGAGGCGGUGGCCGCGGGCGCGGCAACCUCACUGCCGCGGACCGUGAAGCCAUGCUGGCGUAUCUCCACGCCCAGCGCGAGGCUGACAAUAUGCAGGCCGGGCUGAACCCUAACGUGCGCUCCAUCCUAGGAAUGUAGAGUGCCGGCGAGCGGGUUGAGGGCACGACUUUGGUAGAUACCGAGUCAGUUGAGAGAGAUGUUGCGGCGAUAGGAGAGUUUACGCCGGCGGCGGCCAUGGCAAUAGCCGUUCAGAUGGCGCCGCGUACGUUGGGUCUCUUGCCACAAGCGCGUUCGGUGGGUGACUACGGCCCCACAACGCAGGCGAAACAGGCUAAUACAACAACAGUUGCUCGUAUUGCAAAAGCAGUAGUCGGAACUGCUAGCCAGAUUGACGAGAAGCCUGUGUACAUUUGGUGCGGACCGGACAGGAUGGUAGAUCCGGCCGUAUUUCGCCUCCUGCAAGAGAUAACUGGUGUUGCGUUCUCGAUGGACGCGUCAUGCAACCCCAACGGUACC